UUAGUGCCAUCACCAAUUUUCUGACAUUGUGAAAAAAUCGGCGCGCCAUUUCCUCUAUUUUUGCGUCUCCCAACAAUUUCAUGCCAAACAAACGCCUUGCAAGUGUUUAUUGUUUAUAGUUACCGCUGCCGGAGGAUCGGCUAACGAGCAACAGACAGAGCAGCACAUCGCACAAGUUGUGCAAGUGAAUAUUGUGCAGCACAUUGUGAAAUCAAGCGCGGUCGACGCUGACGACGACGAUCCAAGGAUCAACAAUCUAGUGCAGUGAAGUGCAUGUGUUUGCGCAUUGUUUGAGGAGCCAGCGGAGUGAAGAAAGAACUAUGUUUGGCGGCUCGAAACCCACGUUUGGAGCCACGCCCACUGCCACCAGCUUUGGCGGGUUUAGCAACACGGCCGCGACCACACCGUUCGGGCAGACGGCAUUUGGCAAGCCAGCGGCACCAGCGUUUGGCAACACCUCAACCUUUGCCGCCCAACCCGCCCAGCCAUCGCUCUUUGGUACCGCAGCUACACCGGCCCAGCCAGCUGGUGGCAUGUUUGGUGCCAGUACGUCCAGUGCCUUUGGCACCACCGCCGCAGCACCCACAGCAUUUGGAGCCUUCUCGCAGCCGCAACAGCCAGCGAAUAUCUUUGGAUCGACACAGGCGGCACCCAACACCUCGCUCUUUGGCCAGGCAGCAACGCCGGCAUUCGGAGCCGCCAAGCCGGCAACCCUGGGUAUGACCGCCUUUGGUCAGACGCCAGCAGCACAGCCUACAACGUCACUGUUUGGCCAGACAACGGCCGCGACGAGCGCCUCAGCAUUCGGCAGCUUUGGCCAGGCAGCGCCCACAACCACAAAUGUCUUUGGCAGUGGGACAGCAUCGGCAUUUGCCCAGCCCCAGGCAGCGGCUGUGGGUGGCGGCGUUAAUCUGGGCACGGCGCUGGCCAAGUAUCAGCCAACUAUGGGCACAGACACGCUGAUGAAGGGCGGACAGCCGAACAGUGUCAGCACCAAGCAGCACUGCAUCACGGCCAUGAAGGAGUACGAACUGAAGUCGCUGGAGGAGCUGCGCUUGGAGGAUUAUCUCAGUUCGCGCAAGGGUCCGCAGGCGGGCAGCACAGCGGGUGCCUUUGGUUUCGGUGGUCAGGCCACGGCUGCUCAGCCCCCAGCCUCAGGACUCUUCGGCAGCACCGUGCAGCCGAGUGCGGGACUCUUUGGCCAGUCGGUGGGGCAGGAGAACAAGAGUCUGUUCGGCACAUCGGCUUUCGGACAGCCUGCCACAAGCAGCGCCUUCGGGGCACCCGCCCAGCAGAACAGUUUCCUCCAGAAGCCAUUCGGCGCGACAGCCGGUACGCCCUUUGCCCAGCCCCAGGCAGCGGAUGCCUCGAAUCCUUUCGGCGCCAAGCCGGCCUUUGGCCAGGGCGCCAGCAUGUUUGGCCAGGCACCCGCCACCAGUGCAGCUCCAGCGUUUGGCCAGGCCAACACAGGAUUCGGCUCCUUUGGUACGACGGCAGGACAACAGCCGCAACAGACUUCGCUCUUUGGCAGCACCCCCGCCGCGGAUCCCAACAAGUCCGCCUUCGGCCUGGGCACAGCAGCGUCUGCGGCCAAUACUGGCUUUGGCUUCGGCACCCCGGCCACCAGCACGGCGGGCGGUGGCCUGUUUGGGGCCAAGCCGGCCACGAGCUUUGCUGCGCCCGCCUUCGGAGCCACCUCAACGGCCAACACGGGCUUCGGUAACUUUGGGAUGACCAACAGCAGCGUCGCAGCGGGCGGAGGACUCUUCAACAAUGCGGGAGGCAUGAACAAGCCAGCGACCACGGGAUUUGGCGGCUUUGGAGCCACAACCGCUGCGCCGCUCAACUUUAAUGCCGGCAACACGGGAGGAUCGCUGUUCGGGAAUGCAGCAAAGCCCGGUGGUGGCAUCUUUGGGGGCGCUUCCACGCUGGGUGGCCAGACGCAGGGUGGACCAGUGGGCGGCGGCGGUGGAGGACUCUUUGGCGGUGGCACUGGAGCCUUUGGCACUGGCGGGGGCUCACUCGGUGGCGGCGGGGCAUUCGGCAGCCUCGGGGGCAACACAUCGAUGACUGGCGGCCUGGGCAUGGGUGGCCAUCAGCAGAUGGGCGUCGGCGGUGGCAUGAUGCAGCAGAACCAACAGCCCAUCCAUCAGCAGAUCCUGGCGCGUGUGACCUCGCCCUACGGCGACACGCCCAUCUUCAAGGAUCUGCGACACGGCGACGAGGCGGACGCCACGCGGGCCACCAACCCAGCCGCACAGCAGGCGGUAAUGGACAUGAACAACAAGCAGUUCAAGAUCAACACCAACUCGAGUCCGGCGCCCGUGAAGGUGAAGGCCGCAGGGAGCGUCACACGCAAGUCCCUGUUCGAGGGUCUCGAGGAGUUCGACGGCAGCGUCGAGGGCUUCAACAUCAAGCCGAAUUCGAGGCGUUUGGUGAUCAAACCCAAGGACAAGGCUGCCGAUAUUUCAAACUCCAACUCUUCGUUGAACAGCAGCGGGCCACACAGCCUGCACGCGGCUUUGGGACGUUCCCAGCGAGAGUCGUUUAAUGGAGCAAUUCCCAAUGAACCGACACCGCCAGCAGCAGCAACGGCUGGCAGUGGCAGCGCAGUUUUCUCCCCACAACAGCAGCAGGACACAAGUCGCCGCGAGUCCUGGCUGCAUCCCAAGAACCUGGAGAUGGUGCGCCAGCGCAACCUGCAGACGGGCAUGGACCAGCAGCAGUCGCCACACAACAGCACCCUCAACGAGCUGGUGCCGCGCAAGCCACUGGAAACCUACCGCACCAGCUCCACGAUGCGACUGUCCGUCUCCACCAUACCAGAGAAUCCCUUUGAGGAUCAGUCGCAGACCAGCGCCAUUGCCAUUGCCAGGCGGGACACCUUCUCGAGCUCGGAUCAGCAGCAACAGAGCGCCAAUGAGAGCGGCCUCUCGAAUCGUUCGCACGAAGAGGAGACCACCGCAGGCAAUCGCUCCAGGCUGGCCAUUGAGGCGGCAGCUGGAGCGACUGAGGCGGCGGACUAUGAGCCGCAUCCCACGGGGAUUGUGUUGCGACGCGUUGGAUACUACACGAUACCCUCGCUGGAUGAUCUCAAGUCCUACCUGGCGGAGGAUGGCUCCUGUGUGGUGCCAAAUUUCACCAUUGGACGCGAGGGCUACGGCAAUGUGUUCUUUGGCAAGGAACUGGACGUGGCUGGACUUAAUCUGGAUGAGAUUGUUCACUUUCGUAACAAGGAGAUCAUCAUUUAUCCGGACGAUGACAACAAGCCGGCCUUCAAUCAAGGCCUCAAUCGUGAGGCACAAGUCACGCUCGAUCAGGUGUGGCCCGUGGACAAGACCCAGCAUGUGGCGGUCAAGGAUGCGCAGCGUCUCAUCGAAAUGGAUUGGGAGGGCAAGCUGCGCCGUGUCUGCGACAAGAACGAUACGCGCUUCAUCGAGUAUCGCCCAGAGACGGGCAGUUGGGUGUUUCGCGUGAAGCACUUCUCCAAGUACGGCCUGGGUGACAGCGACGAGGAGGACAGCAAUGACAAAGUGCCCACCGAUCCAAAGAAGCCCAAAAUGACGGCACUCGAGGCACAUUAUCGAGCAGCAGCAGCGGCGGCAGCGGCACAGGAUAAUGCUGGUAAAAUGACGCUCAACUCGUUGCGGCAGGCCCAGCGCAUAUCCGAGGAUGCGGCACGCUCGCUGGACCCCAAAUCUCUAGUGGCGAAUGUGGCCAGCAGCAGUUUCCGGCCCAUGGACGACUCGCCUGAAUUUAUGCUGAUGGAUAAGACACAAUUCUUUCAGGCUGGCGCUGGCAUGGACUUUUCCAUGUUUGAGGCGCCCAGACAGCAGCAGCAACAGCAACAGCAGACCAUUGUCAGCCCCACAGCCAGGCUGGCCAAGGAGAUGGCCGGCAAUGAGCCGCACAAAAUGCAGCUAAUGAAAUCCUCGUUGUUUGUCGAAGACGAUGAUGCCAGCGAAGAUGAAGUUAGAGUGACUGUAAAUAGCCGCUUUCAGCGCCAACGUAACAUGUUCCAGGCAGGGCCCAGCGGCUGGGCAGACUUGGGUGGAGCCUCUGAGUCCUCCAGUCCAUACGAUUUUGGACGCGCAUCUGCCGGCCUGCCCGUCUCCUCGUCAGCCUCUGUGGCCAGCCUGCUGCAAUCAGAUGAGACCUCUUCCAUGGCCACUGGCAGCAAUUUUGGGGACAAGCCAAAGUCAGGAGCAAUUGUUGCAGUCGCCUCCAAGGUGCGUCCGUUUAAGUUUGUGAGCAAACCGAAGGUGGCACCCGUCAAGGUGUUCGGCACCACCGUGCCACUGAACCGCUCCAUUGUGUACGAGCAGCGCCACAAAUGGGUGGCCGAUCUGGGCUUCUACAAGGGACGCGGCCUGAAGCUGAGCUUUGGUCCGCACAACACACUGAUGGUGCCCCAAACACUGAACAAUGUGCGCAACGCCAUAGAAGAUGGCAGCGUGGCACCAGCAUCGCUGGUGUUUAUGCCACGUUCGGGCAAUGAUUUCUCACCCGUUUUGUGGCAAUUUUGCAACUUUAAUAUGGUGCAUGCCCAUGGCAGUUUCCGCGAGACAAUUGUGCCCCAUUUGGAGGUGCAGCUGGGCGAGGGCAUUAGCGUGGAGAUCGAGGACAGCCAAUGCCCCUGGCUGCAUGCGGGCACGGGCACGCAGCUGAUUGCCAAACAUCUGAGAGAAUCCCUCAAGCUGCGCAACCUCGGAGCUCUGGAGGAAUACGGUGUGUCCGUGUGGUCUCUGCUGUAUGCGCUGUGGGGGCAGCACGAGGAGCUUUCGGGUGAUCCGAACGACACAAACAGCCAUCACACGGUCAUGUGUCGUCGCAAUCUGUUCUCUGACUGGCUGGAGAACACCCUCGUGGGCAGGGAUUUGCUGACCAAGAAGGUCAGCAGCCACAGCUAUCUGGACCACAUGCUGGAUCUGCUGAGCUGCCAUCGCGUGAGCGAGGCUUGCGACUUGGCCCUCAACUACGAUGAUGCCAAUUUGGCACUGAUUCUCGCUCAACUGGGAUCCGGUGCGGUCUUCCGCAUGCUCAUGGAGGAGCAACUAUUUGCCUGGCAGCAGAGUAAAUCGGAUAAAUUCAUUCACCUCAACCGCCUGAAGAUGUACAUGAUGGCGGCGGGUGUGAAUAUGAUGCAAUCCUCGCAGGGCACCAUCAAUCUGAUGGAGGACAACAGCUGGCUGACGGUGGUGGGCCUGGAGCUGUGGUACUUCAGGGCACCCACCUCUUCCAUUACGGACGCCCUAAUGGAGUACGACAAGGCCUACCAGUCCGAGGUGUGCUACGCAGAUCCGCCCAGCCCCACCUACAAGGGAGUGUCUGCCGCAGCAGAGAGGAAGAAACCUGUUUACGAUCUGCGCUACCAUCUGCUGCAGUUGUACUCCAAGCGAAUGCAUUCCCUGGAGGAGACACUGAAUCCCAUAACACACACAAGCGAUCCCAUGGACUUUCGUUUAAGUUGGCUGCUGCUGCAGACCUUGUGGGCUCUGGGCUAUCGCCACUGCUCGCCGCUGGCCGAGGCACAGCUGACGGUGGACUUUGCCAGCCAGUUGGAGAACGAGGGCCUCUGGCAGUGGGCCGUCUUUGUGCUGCUGCACAUCGAGAGCAGAGACCGGCGGGAGCGGGCCGUGCAGCAGCUGCUGCUGCGCAACGUGAGCGUCUUGGCCCAGGCGGCGCACAACGAGGAGGAGCGCUUCAUUGUGGAGCAGCUGGGUGUGCCCAAGUCGUGGGUGGACUAUGCCAAGGCUGUGCGGGCCGGCUCGCUGGGCCAGCGACACUUGCAGGCGAAGCAUCUGCUGUCGGCCAAGCACUGGGCGGAGGCGCACGAGAUCAUCUUUCAGUAUAUUGCGCCCGAUGCCAUCAUCAAUGGUAAAACGGAGUAUUUGCACCGUCUGCUCAUUCAGUUCGAGGACACCGAGGGCAGCAGCAGCAUUCGAGUGCCGAACUGGGCCAAUCAGGGUCAGAUAUUCCUGGACUUUAUCGACAUCAGUUCCAAGUUCGCGCAGAUACAGAAUGUGCAGAAUAUUGAGGAUAUCAAGGCGCGCUGGGAGAACCUGAAGCCGCAGCUGAGCGAGCUCUGUUCGCGCAUUAGCCUGCUGCCGUGUCCCACGGCCAAGCAUCGUCUGUGCCAGACGGAGAUCUCGCAGAGCCUCAACUGCCUGGUGCACGGCAUGUGCAUUGUCAGCCCCCAAAUGCAAUCCUCCGCCGUACUGAAAGUAGCACUCGAACGACUGCCGAUGCCGCAAGAGUUCCUUUCGAAAGAGUUGCGCAAUCUGCUGGACGAGCUGCUCGAAGAUCUCGAACAGAAGUCGACCUUUCGCGAGCGUGUAAGCGGCAUGGAAAUCCACUGAACCAAACGGGAAAGCAUAAAAAUACAAUAUAAGAAUGUUAAUAAGACUAGAUUAAGCCACAUCUACCUAAAAAAAAUAGAGCAGUAAGCCAGAAACUAGAUUAAGAUUUCGUCAACAGAGUUAGAGAGAAAAAGUGAGGGAGUUUACGAUCACACCACAGUUACUAUGAAUGUCUUUGUUAUUUUGUUAAUUCGAUUAUAUUUCCAAUUUCCUCUCGUGUGACUAUCUUUGUACAAGACCUUUUAGUAAACAAUAAAAUUGAUUUGAUUAUUUUUACACACUAAAA
This is a messenger RNA of Drosophila subobscura, 6645 nucleotides long. It is a transcript of the gene Nup98-96, whose product is annotated as nuclear pore complex protein Nup98-Nup96. The transcript has 9 exons. Gene Ontology annotation, biological process: RNA export from nucleus; protein import into nucleus; post-transcriptional tethering of RNA polymerase II gene DNA at nuclear periphery. Gene Ontology annotation, molecular function: structural constituent of nuclear pore. Gene Ontology annotation, cellular component: nuclear pore; nuclear pore cytoplasmic filaments. The coding region runs from base 321 to 6359 and encodes 2012 amino acids. NCBI's taxonomy places the organism in Eukaryota, Metazoa, Arthropoda, Insecta, Diptera, Drosophilidae. The record is from RefSeq and is a predicted model, not a curated record.